Eufriesea mexicana is the source of this 1572-nucleotide messenger RNA. RefSeq names its product fascin domain-containing protein singed (gene singed). Gene Ontology annotation, cellular component: actin cytoskeleton; cytoplasm. Lineage: Eukaryota; Metazoa; Arthropoda; Insecta; Hymenoptera; Apidae. Bases 4 to 1572 code for a protein of 522 amino acids. Gene Ontology annotation, biological process: establishment or maintenance of cell polarity; actin filament bundle assembly; cell migration. The record is from RefSeq and is a predicted model, not a curated record. The transcript is spliced from 7 exons. Gene Ontology annotation, molecular function: protein-macromolecule adaptor activity; actin filament binding.
ACAAUGCAGGCUAACAGUGCUGAAAAUGUCGGUUCUGAAAGUACAAAUGAAAAAUCGGGAUGGACGGUUGGAUUAAUAAAUGGAAAAUUUAAGUAUCUUACAGCUGAAACUUUUGGAUUUAAAAUUAAUGCAAAUGGUUCAAGUUUAAAGAAAAAGCAGUUGUGGACUCUAGAAGGUAGUGAACAACAAGUUUAUCUUCGAUCUCAUUUAGAUCGGUAUUUAGCAGUGGACCAAUUUGGAAAUGUUACUUGCGAAGCAGAGGAUCCUAGUGAUCCUGGUUGUGCUUUUCAAAUACAGCUAGCUUCUGAUGGAAGUGGAAGAUGGGCUUUAAAGAACAUUCAAAGGGGAUAUUUCCUAGGUUCUAGUUUAGAUGAGCUUAAAUGUAUGGCCAAAGCUCCAAGUGAAGCAGAAUACUGGCUAGUACAUCUUGCUGCUAGACCUCAAGUAAAUUUAAAAUCAGCUGGAAGAAAACGUUUUGCUCAUUUAAGUGCAACACAAGAUGAAAUUCAUGUGGAUGCACCAGUUCCCUGGGGAGAAGAUACACUUUUUACUUUAGAAUUUCGUCCUUCUUCAGUAGAAGAUGAUGGACAAGAGCAUUCAAAAUUUGAUGGUGGUCACUAUGCUUUACAUACUUGCAAUAAUAAGUAUUUGGCACGUGAUGGAAAACUUUUGGAUUCUUGUACAAGAGAUUGUCUUUAUGCUGCUGAAUUUCAUGCCGGAUUACUUGCACUCAGAGAUUUAUAUGGAGCAUAUCUCGCACCUAUUGGAAGCAAGGCUGUUUUGAAGUCAAGAUCAACAACUGUAACCCGUGAUGAAUUAUUCUCUUUAGAAGAAUCAUUACCACAAGCUUCCUUUGUUGCUGCUUUAAAUCAUCGAUAUGUAUCAGUGAAACAAGGAGUUGAUGUAACUGCUAAUCAAGAUGAAAUUUCUGGACAUGAAACCUUUCAACUAGAAUUUGAUCGUGUAACUAAAAGAUGGUAUGUGCGUACUAUGCAAGAUCGUUACUGGAGUCUUGAAGCAGGAGGAGGAAUUCAGGCAUCAGAGCACAAACGCUCUUCUAAUGCUUUAUUUGAUUUGAUUUGGCAAUCGGAAGAUGGCACAGUAGCUUUACGUGCUAACAAUGGCAAAUUUGUAGCAACAAAACGUUCUGGUCACCUUUAUGCUAAUGCAGAUUCUGUAAAUGGAUUGGAUUCAGAUGCUAGCAAAUAUUAUUUCUACUUGAUGAACAGACCUGUUUUAGUACUACGUUGUGAACAAGGAUUUGUAGGACCUAAAAGCGCAACUAGUUUAAAAUUAGAAUGCAAUAAAGCUAUUUAUGAGACUAUCAGAGUAGAAAGAUUUGAACGUGGAAUUAUAAGAUUUAAAGGCCAAAAUGGUAAGUAUUGGCUUGCAGAUAGCGAAGGAGUAACCGUAGAUUCCGAUAUACCUUACGAUGGCCUGUACCUGCAAUUGCGAGAACCUUCUCGUAUUUGUAUUAAACAUACCGAUGGAAGAUAUCUUACUGCAGGAAAAAAUGGAGCAUUGCAUCUUGGAGAUACAGAUUAUGAAUCUGCUACAAAAUGGGAAUUUUAA